Molecule: messenger RNA, 1573 nt
Organism: Lycium ferocissimum
Lineage: Eukaryota; Viridiplantae; Streptophyta; Magnoliopsida; Solanales; Solanaceae
Exons: 8
Coding region: 180-1349 (389 amino acids)
Biological process (GO): regulation of peptide transport
Cellular component (GO): membrane
Source: RefSeq, a predicted model, not a curated record
GUAUGAAUUUCAACGUCAUGAUUAAAUCUUCAACCUUUAGGAUACUUUCCAUUGUUAGAUAUUUUUCUCCCCGUUUUGAGCCAAAGAAAAGCACCACAAAAGUGGAAUUCUUAAGAAAUUUUACUGGGGUUGUCAAAUUCAGAGCACCCAUUUUUUCUAAAAUUGUUUUUGUUUAAGAUAUGGUUUGGAAAUACAAUGCCGGACUGGGGAUGAUAGGAGCUUUUGUGUUUAUAUGGGUUGCUUCUGCUGAGGUUACCCAGAAAAUUUUUGUAGAGUACAAACAACCUUUUGCGGUUACAUAUCUGGGGAUCUCUCUUAUGGCAAUCUUCCUUCCUAUAGCAGCCUGUAAAGAUUGGUUAUGCUGUUUAUUAGAAAAAGGUUCCUUAAAGAAACUGAACAAUGAAAAUCUUCUCCUGGACUCAGUUCUUGAUGCGACACUCAAACUUAAUGACAUGCACAACCAUUCCGAAGGAGCUUUGAAGGGUUACCUUACAGAAGACAUGGAUUAUGGCGACCCGGAAGAAGGCUUUCCAUUGGUUGAUAGCAACCAUAAAGAUGAGUUCCACUUUCUUGAAGAGAGCUAUGAACGUAACUCAUGGGACCUUGUCAAAUGUAGCCUGUAUCUUGCUCCCAUAUGGUUUGCAACAGAGUAUUGUUCCAACUCUGCACUGGCGAAUACGAGUGUGGCUAGUACUACUAUUUUGACCUCUACAGCAGGGCUUUUUACUCUUCUUUUUGGAGCACUCCUUGGUCAGGAUUCAAUAAAUAUUACAAAGAUGAUUGCGGUUAUAGUCAGUAUGACUGGUGUAGCACUGACUACAGUUGGAAAAACAUGGGCUUCAGAUGAAAUGCUCAGUGUAUCUGCGACUGCUAAGCAUUCCAUUAUAGGUGAUGUUUUUGGUCUUUUUUCAGCUUUGUGUUAUGGCCUAUUUACAGUGCUCCUCAAGAAAUCUGCUGGAUCAGGAGAAAAGGCACAUAUGGAGAGGUUCUUUGGAUAUCUUGGAAUAUUCACUUUGCUUGGCCUUUGGUGGCUUGUGUGGCCACUAAAUGCUGUUGGGUUGGAACCUAAGUUUGAUUUCCCAAGCUCAGCUUCUGUUGCUGAGAUUGUGCUGCUGAAUGGAUUUAUUGGUAGUGUUCUGUCUGACUACUUAUGGGCGCUCUCAGUAGUAUGGACAACACCAUUAGUUGCGACACUGGGCAUGUCAUUGACCAUACCUCUUGCUAUGAUGGCUGACAUGCUAGUUCACGGACGUCGUUACUCUGCAGUAUACAUUUUUGGCUGCGUUCAGGUCUUCGCUGGAUUCGUUAUAGCUAACAUCUCUGACAACUGUUCCUGCCGAAGAAGAUAACCCCGAAAGGCUACUCAGCCCAAGGUGGAGAGCAUUUUUAUUCCUCAAGUGUAUAAAAUAUAUACUGGGGUAGAAAAAUAAAGUUUCUUCCCCUCAAGAACAAGAUAUGUGUGCUAAUGCUAUGGUGUAAUUGUGAUAUAGCAUCUCAAACUAUAUAUAGUUUGUUAUUUUUGCAAUAUGUAUUCUUUCUUCAUGGAAGUAUUUAAAUUUCUUGUCAUCUGCUA